This is a messenger RNA of Enterobius vermicularis (human pinworm), 1128 nucleotides long. NCBI's taxonomy places the organism in Eukaryota, Metazoa, Nematoda, Chromadorea, Rhabditida, Oxyuridae. The record is from the annotation of a GenBank genome assembly.
AUGAAACGGUUCCGGUUGUGGAAUAAUUACGCAAUGUGGCUACCUAGAUUGAUGCGUGCAGCUACAGCUCAGCAAGAAAUGCAAAGUUCCAGAGUUGGCCCUUUACCUCAAAAUAUUCCAUGUGAUGUUACGGGGAUGGAAAGGGAACGUUUAACGGCCUAUACAUUACCUGCGUUUAGAAUGGCACCUCCAACGAAUUACAAUGUUUUUAGACACUUCUUUGUUUUUUUCGGGUGGUGCUGCGUUUCUGCAUUCGGCGCAUUUAUCCUUCUUUUAGUUUCGUACAUUUCGCGAGAGACUAGAGAAUCUUCCAAAGACUUUAGCACAAUGUUAGUCUUGGCUGUUUUUUUAAUUGGAGUGCUCAUAUAUGUUGCAUUCCGCCAUCUAAAAGCUCAACUGUCAUUCUGGCGGAGUGGUCGAGAUCGUGUUCUCCGCCGUUGCCAGGGAGUAACCCUAUCAGCCAAUUUCUUCUUCGAACCUUCUACAUUUCCUGGUCCAUCGUCGCAGCAUUUUGGUUGCCAGUUGCCGGUUCGUAGGAUGGGAGAUAACUGUAAUGAAUUUUCGGUUUUACCUACCUACGAUGAUGCUAUAAAGGAGCCUGUGUUUGCUCCCCCACCUUAUACAUCCGUUGCUUUGGAUUACUGCAGUUCCAGUGAGCAGGCUGAAGGAGACUCUGCACAAAGUGAUUUGAGAAACAGUGAUGAAUGUUGCGGCGGUGAAUUUGACAGUCACUCAAAAGUUUUACUUGGGUUUGUGGAUAUGGUGUUUUUGGAUAAGUGUUUGGGGUUAUGGCAUGAUUGGCUAGAGCUCAUUUUGCGUUACGAAUCUCUUUCCAUUGCUUACGGUUAUAUGGUUGUACCGUUUUUGUAUAUAAGGCUAAAUGUGUUUUCCUUUAUAUUUUUUGUCUUUGAAAAGCUUUUAAGGUUAAGCUUUGGGAAAUAUUCAGAUGGCUAUGCUUCAAGUGAGUUUUUUGUUACGCUUUGUCCCAAAGAAACUUUGGAAAAUUUUUUUGCAUGUGUUUCGCGUUCUCUUUUGCUGGGGUGGAGAUGGUGGUUAAAUUGGAAACGAUUUAUUAAGCGUGUGACCACUCGCAAAUUAAGACGUAAUUCGGGUCCAGCAAUAUCCUAA